Molecule: messenger RNA, 1539 nt
Organism: Brachypodium distachyon (stiff brome)
Lineage: Eukaryota; Viridiplantae; Streptophyta; Magnoliopsida; Poales; Poaceae
Product: heterogeneous nuclear ribonucleoprotein 1
Exons: 3
Coding region: 114-1244 (376 amino acids)
Molecular function (GO): RNA binding
Source: RefSeq, a predicted model, not a curated record
UCCCAAGAAACAAAUCUCGCCCCAAUCCUGGCAGCUUCCCCCCCGUUCAUCCAUCCCAUCUCUCACGCAAAACCCUAGCUCGAGAAGCCCUGCUGCUGCGUUCCUCGUCGGCGAUGGCGGCGGAGGUCGGGGACUCGGCUGCGGCGGUUGCGGCGGCUGCGGCGGCGGGGGAGAGCAGGAAGCUGUUCGUGGGCGGCAUCCCGUCGUCGGCGCAGGAAGGGGAGCUCCGGGGCCACUUCGCCCGCUUCGGCGCCGUGCGGUCCGUCGUCGUGAUGCGGGACAGGGAGACGGGCCACGGCCGCGGCUUCGGCUUCGUCGAGUUCGAGGGCGAGGACGCCGCCGCCAAGGCGCUCGGCGACGGGGAAAAGCCCAAGCACUUCAUCUGCGGCCGCGAGGUGGACGUUAGGAGGGCCAGGGUUAGACCUCUGCGGAACUUUGGCGAGCAACCUGUGCAUCAUCAUCAGCCAGAACAAGGUCAGGAUCAGGGCCACCAGGACAACCAGACUGCUGGGAACGGCGUUGUGGACGGUGACGACAGUGCGAGCUAUUCUUCAAAGAAGGUCUUUGUUGGUGGUUUGAGGGACAACAUCACCGAGGACGAGUUCCGGGCUUACUUUGAGGCGUUUGGCACUGUAACAGAUGUUGUGGUGAUAUACGACAGCUUGACAAACAGGUCAAGGGGCUUUGGUUUCGUCACCUUUGAUUCAGAGGAGGCUGUGAGAAAGGUGAUGGGGAAAAGUUUCCAUGACCUGAAAGGAACGAGGGUGGAAGCUAAGAUUGCUAUCCCCAAGGAUGCUCACUAUUACCGUAAUGGCCGAGGUCGUGGCUCAAGACCCUUUGGCAUGGGUGGUCCUGCUUCCUAUGAGGGUUUAUUCCGACCGUACAAUGAUAGGCAUGGCUUCUACAAUGGCUUUAUGCCACAACAUGUUCCUGCACCCCCCUACUAUCCUGGCCUCUAUGUUGGUAUGGGAGGCUAUCCCUAUGCAAAUGCAUAUCCGAACCAAGGAGUCAUGCCAAAUGUUCCAAGCAUGGUUGCACGGCGUCCAGUAUAUAGCCCAUAUCCCCCAAUGUAUCCUGGCUAUGGUUUUCCAUACAGAGCUGGUUAUGCAGGUCCUACUUUUCAGCAUGGUGUUAAUGGUGGCAGUGGUUACAAUAAUGAUCAAGCCUCUUUAGAUGUGCAAGAACUUGACAGUGCUUCUACGGUCGCUACAAAAUUUGAAUACAUGAAGCUAGGUUCACAAUGACAGUCUGGACUAUUACUUCUACAUUGAUGACACCGGAGGACAACAUUUGUUUGGGAACCGGCAACUGUGAAGACAUGAGCUGAGAUUCUUUGGUUGAUGACAAGUAUAUCAUUGGAAUUCUUCGACUUACCCCCCAUUCCUUGUUUCAACUGCCUGUUCAAUGAAAACAUGAAAGUUUCAACUGGCUGUUGAGCUCACCUCUCCUGUACCAAUGCUUAAAUUCUUUGUUGGAUAAUGUAUCAGAAUCAGACUAUUUGAUCCUAAUUGCUUGCACAAUCUUUGUUCCGUGUCGUUA